CCUUAGUUCCUUAGAAACUUCCUCACACAAUGGCGAUGAUGGUGCUGCUGUUUUUUGUUCUCUUCAGUUUGGUCUCGAUCACAGUGUCCAGUGAUUUGUUCAAAUUGAUUGGCAGUUCUGUGCAACUGGACAUACUGAAUACUAUACCGGAGUUUGAAGAAUUAACCUGGAUUUUUAACAGAUCUACUAAUGUUCUAAAAUAUUAUAAUGAAGCUAAAAAAUCUAAACAGUAUUCUGGUUAUGGAGGCAGAGUGGAGUUCAAUGAGGAAACCUACAGUCUGACACUGAAGAACUUACAGAAGACUGAUAGUGGACUGUAUGAAGCUAAAACAGCUAGUGAUGUGGUCAGAGUUGUUGCUGAGUACAGACUCUCUGUGUUGGAUCCAGUGGAGGCUCCAGUCCUGACUCACCAGCUAAGCAGAGACACCUGUAACAUCACUCUCACCUGUAGACGUCAUGACCUCUCCAUCAACUCCAGCUGCUAUGAAGAAACCUGUGAGGAGAAGGAAGUGACAUCACCUGGAGGCGUCACCCUUUCCCUGUCUGUCAAUGGCCGCACCGUCAGCUGUAACCACAGCAACCCAGUCAGCUGGAGGACGGAUGUUUUGGAGAUGAGAGAACUGAAACGACUCUGUGCUGAUAAAGGUUCAGUGUCUCCCUCUGGUGGUGUAUCUGUGUGUUUGCUGAAGAUUGUGCUGUAUUCCAUCAGUCUGACCCUCAUGCUGUCUGCAGUCAUCACCGUCCACAUCAGAGAAAGACUGACCAAAUCAUAAAGACAUGGAUGGAGUUACAGUUUAUUAUAGCUGUUAUAGUUACAUAAGGCUCUAUUCUGUAAUCUCUGCUUAUAAUCCAUUCUGCUGUAUAGCUGCUGUAAUAGGCUGUCAGAAUAUACUGUUUCUUUGAAAGUUUUAGCAUCACUGUGGUUGCAUCUCUUUUGUUUGUGACUUGUAAAUACUGUUUAAACAUGUUUACAAACAUCAAACACUACACCUGCACCUUUAAUAACGUUUAUUCAGUGGUGCCCUAAAGACUUUAUAAGGGAGAGUUUGAGUGGGCUUUAACCCUUUAAAUGGCUAUAUAUUAAAAAUAAAAGCCUAUAAUUAGCUUUAAUUGAGCAAACCUACAAUCCAGCUCCACAACAGAUUCUGUCAGGUGAAGCUGAAUGGAGAGAGGAUCAAACUAAAGAGAUUGGUAGGUGUACAUUGAGUUGAUUUUCUGGCGUAAUGGGUUACAUAGGAACGAUGUGUUUUUGUUAAGUGUAGCCUCACUGCAUCGUGAAGGCGUUGAAUAAAAUUCACUUUUCAUUGCUCAUUUUCCACUCACAGGGAUAAAAAUGACAUUUCUCUGUUAUAUUUUGUGAAUUAGUUCAGUGAAUAACCAUCAUAAAUGAAGCCAGUCAUACAGCUGCAACCAAUUACACAUCAUCAGCAACAUUUUCAACAAAUAAGUGUUGAGCCGAGUCAUUUCUUUUUUCCUUGCAGUAGUUUGGUAAUAUUUGUCUUAGUUCGUUUUCCACAAUAAAAGACUAAGUGUAUUCAA
This is a messenger RNA of Pygocentrus nattereri (red-bellied piranha), 1539 nucleotides long. Its product is annotated as SLAM family member 9-like. The record is from RefSeq and is a predicted model, not a curated record. Bases 30 to 773 code for a protein of 247 amino acids. Lineage: Eukaryota; Metazoa; Chordata; Actinopteri; Characiformes; Serrasalmidae. The transcript has 4 exons.